This is a messenger RNA of Mixia osmundae IAM 14324, 3222 nucleotides long. RefSeq lists its product as uncharacterized. NCBI's taxonomy places the organism in Eukaryota, Fungi, Basidiomycota, Mixiomycetes, Mixiales, Mixiaceae. The transcript has 9 exons. Gene Ontology annotation, molecular function: monoatomic cation transmembrane transporter activity; histone acetyltransferase activity. Gene Ontology annotation, biological process: regulation of DNA-templated transcription; monoatomic cation transport. The record is from RefSeq and is a predicted model, not a curated record. Bases 1 to 3222 code for a protein of 1073 amino acids.
AUGGCAGGCGCUGGCAAGGAGAACGUCGACCCUGCCAAGCCAGCCCCCUCCGCGCAAGUCGCUGCAAACGAUCCUGCCGUCGUCAAACCCAUCGUGACAAGAGGGACGAGCAGCCUCUCCUCGCUCGUCAAAGGAUGCAAGGUCUUCGUCGAUCGACCGGCCGACGAAGCCAGGCGGGCAGAGAUCCUAGCCAUACGAGACAGGUCUGCGCGAGCCUAUGGAGCCAGCCGGGGCAUCCUGCGAGGAGCGGCAGCCUCGGGGAGCGACAACUCUGAGCUGCCGGAAGCAGAUCGGCUGGAGUACUACAUCCACUACGUCGAGUUCAACAAGCGCCUCGACGAAUGGGUGCCCGGCAAGAGACUCUUGCUCGACCGCGAUGUCAUCUGGCCCAUGCCUCCCUCGGCCUCGGCAGACGACAAGAAGAGGUCUGGCAGUGCGACACCGAGCAAGAGCCAGAAGGGCUCCCCCGCCACGGCCACCCCGCCCGGCAUACACUCUCUCAAAGGCUCGACGGGAGGCAGCAUGCUCCGCAAGGCAGCCCUCAAGGCAGCCACGGCCGCGGCAGGGCAGAAGCGCAAAGCCGACUCGGAGACGCCUGCGGAGAGUGAGGAUGGUGAUGGCGAGGGCGAGGGCGAGGGAGAGGAAGACGAUGGGGGUUCCGAAGAUGCAGGAGACGGUGGUGCCGUCGUGGCGGUCGAGAUGGUCGAUGACGACGCUGAUGGGGACGGCGAGGAGGCGUCACUCAUGGACGACACACAGUCGCCCGCCGAGCCAGAGACGUUCUCCAAAGAGCAUGAGAUCGAGAAGCUGAGGACGCAGGGCUCGAUGACGCAGUCACACAACGAGAUCUCCCGUGUCAAGAAUCUCGACAAGAUCACCAUGGGCCGCCACGUCGUCGAAGCCUGGUACUUCUCACAGUAUCCUGUCGAGUAUGCCCACAUCCCGAUGCUCUACAUCUGCGAGUUCUGUCUGAGCUUCUUCGCCGCACCCAAGUCACUCGAGCGGCAUCGACACAAGUGCACGCUCCAACACCCGCCAGGCAACGAGAUCUACCGACAUGAGGACAUCAGCUUCUUCGAAAUCGAUGGCAGAAAGCAGAAGACCUGGUGCCGUAACCUCUGCUUGCUCUCGAAAUGCUUUCUCGACCACAAGACGCUCUACUACGACGUAGAUCCGUUUCUGUUCUACUGCAUGUGCCUCCGAGACGACAGAGGCAUGCACCUGAUUGGCUACUUCAGCAAGGAGAAAGAGUCUGCCGAGAACUACAACGUCGCCUGCAUUCUGACACUGCCACAAUACCAACGACUCGGGUUCGGCAAGCUCCUCAUCGAGUUCUCGUACGAGCUCAGCAAGAAGGAGAACAAGCUGGGCAGUCCAGAGAAGCCGCUCUCCGAUCUCGGCUUGCUCAGCUACCGCGCAUACUGGCAAGAGACGAUCAUCGAGCUCUUGCUCAAUACGCCAGAGGAGAUCAGCAUCGAUGAAAUCGCCAACAAGACCGCCAUCACUCACAACGACGUCAUGCAUACCUGCCAGGCGCUGCAGUUGCUCAAGUGGUACAAGAACGCGCACGUCAUAUGUCUCUCUGAUGCGGCUAUCGAGAACCACGAGCGCGCAAAGAAGAAGCGGAGGCGCAAAAUCGUGCCUUCUUCCCUACUUUGGCGUCCGCCCGUCUUUUCAAGAGAGCAGCUCUCGAUGCCACAGGAUGCGGGCGCAGAGGAUAAGCAUCAGCUGCUCCCUGACACGCCGCACAGCAGACUGGCGGUCCCAUCAUCCCAGUCCAGACGUGCGAGCAAUGACGGCUCGACGAGCAGUGGAACGAGCAGCCGGCGUAAAGCCAAGCGAGACAAGCUCUUCAGAGCCGGCUUUGCUCAGGAGAUGAUCAGACAGACCGUACCUUCGCUUCUGCUGGCCACGCUGGGCUCUGUAUUGGCAGGCGAAGUGCUCGCGAGACUCAAGACUUGGACCGUCUUCGUCCGAGUACCGGAGCUCUUCAUCCUCGUCCCGAUCUUGCUCAACCUCAAGGGCAAUCUCGAGCUCUGUCUCGCCGCUCGCUUCUCGACCAGCGCUAACAUUGGCGAGUUAGACGUCAGGAGGACGAGGAGAGCGCUCGUGCUGGGCAAUCUUGCAUUGCUGCAAGUGCAGGGUCUCAUCGUCGCCCUCAUCGCAGGCGUCAUCGCCUUCUUGCUCGGCCUCGCGUCGCGAACCGGUCUACCCUUGCCUGCCAAGGCUGCCCUCGACGAGACCGGCAUCACCGCCAGUACGCGGCCGGGCACUUAUUUUGAGCUCAUCAUGGUACUCUGCGCGGGUAUGCUGGCAGCUAGUCUCAGCAGCGCCGUCACUGGCUCGUUCAUGUGCAGUCUAGUCGUCCUCAGCAGAUGGGCACGCAUCAAUCCAGACAACAUAGCAACCCCGCUCGCUAGUUCGUUCGGCGAUCUCAUCACGCUGACGAUCCUUGCCGUCAUCAGUAGCGCUCUCGUCGGCGUGCUCGGCAGCUUCGUCUCGACCUUUAUCUUUCUGGGCUUGCUACUCUCCAUCGUGCUCCAUUUCUUCGUGACCUUCCGCAAUGCCUACGUACAAGAGCUGCUCUGGAGCGGAUGGAUCCCGCUCAUCACCGCCAUGCUCCUGUCGAGUGCGACGGGCGUGAUCUUGGAGCAUGCCGUCAACAACUUUCGAGGCUACGGUCUCGUGGCAGCUGUCACCACAGCAAUAUGUGGCAACGUGGGCGGCAUCUUUUGCUCGCGCAUCUCGACUUCGCUGCAUGCGUCUCGAGAGGAGAAUCACCUGCUCGUGGCAUCGACCCUCUUCGCAAUCUCGAUGCCCGUCCUGUGCGGCUUCGUGCUCUUCGUCUGGCUCACCAACGGCGCGCGAGUUGGUCUCGUAUUCUGUCUUACCUUUACCGGCGUUGCGGCCGGAACGGCGAAUCCAGUGUUUGCAUCGCUCACCUUUGCCUAUCUGCUCACGAUCCACUUGUGGCGAAACGACUACGAUCCAGACAUCAACGCGCUGCCGCUCAUCACAUCGCUCACAGACGUCGUCGGCCAAGGCUUGCUUGUGCUCGCCUUUUCGCUAUCAUACAAGAGCCUCGGCCCGGAUCCAGAGCUGACGAGCGCGAUCGGCAGCAAUGUCACAUCGAUUGCAAACGCGACCUCUUUCGUCAAUGGGACGGCCGAUUUGCUGACGGCAAAGGCGUUCAUGUCACCCAUGUAUAUGUUGUCACAUUGA